CGCGUAUUAUUUUUAAACGCUAUUUUAAAGCCUUCUGUUACGUGACAUUAAAGUUUGAAACAAAAAAGAAAUAGUGAAGUUCGUCUGAUUAUUCCUGUGUAUUACACAUACGAAUAAGUUUGACACCGUAAGGCGAUUGUAUUAGUGUUUGCGGUCGAUUACAUUUAAAUAUCAACUGGGAAAAUUAAAAGUAUAUUCUUUAACAAUCAUGAUAAGACUUGCAAUAAUCUGCUUCCUAAUUUCGAUGAUCAGAAGCGAAGAAUGUAUUUUCAAUAUUAAUGACGUAUAUGAAUUAAGACAACUUUUCCAUGAUUCUGAACGUCGAAUGGAAGCAGCAACUCGAGGUCAAAGUGGAAAUGCGGCAAUUGUCAUAGGCAGUGCGCAAGAAGUGGCAAAAGUACAUUAAUUAAUUACUUGAUGGGAAAUGCAUUGAUUGCUUAUAAAGAGAAACGUGAAAUAAAAAUAAAAAAAGCUAACAAUAAUGUCAGAGGACCAGAAAUUGGUGCUGGAUCAGUGUCAGUGACUACAAUUCCCACAAGAUGGAGCUCAGAAAGGUCAGCAUUACAGAAUUUGGACUUCUGGGAUACCGCUGGAUUUGAGGACAAUAGAGGUGAAAAGGGAGAUAUAAAUAAUGCCUUUCAUAUGUAUCAUUUGACAAAAAAGGUCGAUUCUCUGAAACUUAUUUUAGUAAUCAGCUAUGGUGAGAUUACUAGUGGAAAUAUUAAUCAGAUUUUAACGUUUUUAAAAACUGUAGAAGGAUAUUUUAAUAACACGUUUAAAGAUAUUUUCCCAAGUAUAUCAGUAAUUAUAUCAAAAGCACUUUUCGAGACUGACAAUGGUUCUCCAGUCAAUUCUGAAUUCCUCAAUUAUAAUUUUAAUAGAAAUUUAUUAUCAAGUCCAGAAUUGGAUAUAUCCGAAGUUUCAAAAGAAUUUGUACGGCAUAUAAUAAAUAAUAACCAACGUGUAGCCUUCUUCAGGAAAGUGAAAAAAGUAGGGAGAGUUACUUCUGACAUCGAUGAUAAUAUUAUUCGAGCUAUUAAUAACUGCGAUAGCAUACGCAAGCCAUCUCAUCAGGAUAUAGGUUUCACAUUUUCAGUCAACUCGAAACUUUGCCUGCAAAGGACUAAUGAUGAUUUACUGAACAUGAAUGAUUUUACAGAUUUAACUUUAAAAGUGAAUAACAGGUACAUUGAUAACUACAAUGAUUUGAACAGGACGUUAGAUAGAAGUGUAUUAUUGCAAAAAGAAUCCAGUUUUCAGCAAAUCUACAGUCGUAUGUAUUCUUCUUCAUUGGAUAAUUCUGAUGCAAAGUUUAAAAUUAAAAUUCUGGAAGAGAGUGAUAAUAUUGUUAGAGACUUCAUAACGAACAAAAAUUUAGAGAAUAAAAUCAGCCUAACUGAAUUUAUUGAUAGCAUAAUUAUGUCAGGAAAAAUAAGACGAAUAAACAUUUUAUUGGAGGCUAUUGUUAAAAUACUAUAUGACAGAUUAUCAAUAUUAAUUACAUUAUGUAAACUUAAGGAGAACACAAUUAAUUUAAAUGAAUUUGAAAACAAAAUUGAAGAAGCAAAAAUAUCGAUAAAUGAAACAGUUACAAACUUCAAAGAAACGAUAGGAAAAGAAAAGAUGCCUGAAAAAGAAAAAGGCUUUUGGGAUAGAUAUCAUAGGGUUAUUGUAGAAUCAUCCCCAUUUAGUAUGACAUUGUAAAAAAAUUUUCUCUAUUUUUUCCGAAAAAAUACUGACAGCACGGAACCAUAAACGGUGGAAAUUUUUCCGAAUAAUUAAAAGGAAUUAUCUUCCAUGAAUUAUCUCCAUGACAGAAAUUUCUAUGAAUAUUUGCCAUGCUGAAUAUCACAAAAGAUUAGAAAAAUAUCAAACAUUGCUAGAUGAAAGAAUUAUAGGAAAUUGAAAGAACGAAUAAGCAAUUAAAAGAAACCUAAAAAAAAAGAAGGCUUUUGGAAAAGCAUUUUUAGUAUUCUUAGAAAAAGACCCUCACUUUAUAGUUCACUGUAAAAAAAUUUUCGCCAUUUUUUCCGAAAAAAUACGGACAGCAUGGAACCCCAAACGGUGGAAAUUUUUCCGAAUAAAUAAAAAGAAUUAUCUUCCAUGAAUUUCGGAAAUAUUUCCUACUAUUUAUUCGAAAAUUAUACUUAAAUCAUUUGAAUAUUUAUGUAAAAAAUCAAAACUGUUUACACGGAGAGAAAUUUCUAUGAAUGUUUACCGUGCUGACACCUGAAACUGUGUUCAAAGUGUAUUCCUGCAGUUUUUACUGUGCUGCCUCUACAAUCUGUAAUGCAAAAUUGUAGAGGCAGCACAAAAACUGCAGAAGUACACUUUGAAUAUGCUGCAAAGCAUCAGUUUUAAGAAACAUGUGAAGUAAUUAUUAGAUUUUAAAUUUAAAUCAAUAAAAAGUAACUAAUUAUUAUUACUCUUUAAAUUUAAGUAAGUGAAAAUUCGCUUAAAACAGUUACUUCAAAAGUCGAACGAAUUGCAUGCAGUUCAUCGCGGAAAGUAAAUAUUUAUGAUAGGGUAAACCAGACUUUUUGAUUAGGUUAGAUAAACGAAAAAAUUGUAAACUAAAAAAGAUGGUGUCGUUUACUGUAUCUAAACAAACAUCUAAAUAAACAAGCAUUUAAACAAA
Molecule: messenger RNA, 2638 nt
Organism: Leptopilina heterotoma
Lineage: Eukaryota; Metazoa; Arthropoda; Insecta; Hymenoptera; Figitidae
Exons: 2
Coding region: 418-1704 (428 amino acids)
Source: RefSeq, a predicted model, not a curated record